Pygocentrus nattereri (red-bellied piranha) is the source of this 2767-nucleotide messenger RNA. RefSeq names its product poly(A) binding protein, cytoplasmic 1a (gene pabpc1a). The record is from RefSeq and is a predicted model, not a curated record. Bases 487 to 2418 code for a protein of 643 amino acids. Gene Ontology annotation, cellular component: ribonucleoprotein complex. NCBI's taxonomy places the organism in Eukaryota, Metazoa, Chordata, Actinopteri, Characiformes, Serrasalmidae. The transcript has 15 exons. Gene Ontology annotation, molecular function: RNA binding.
CUCUUCCUCCCCCCGUUUCCGUCUGUGCUGUAAGAGCGCGUGGGCCCCGGAGCGCGGCCUCGCACAGCGUCUUAUAUAUAAAAAUAUCAAAAAUACAAAAAAAUUACAAAAUACAAAAUCAACAAAAAAUCGUAUUUUUAAUAACCGGGAACUCGGUGACGCAGGAUUUUUUUUAAUUUACCGCCUCAGUUCGGGAGGAUUAGCUUGUUAGCCGGUUAGCACCGCGCGUGAGCCCGAGCUCGAGCCUGAGUUGUAGUCUUAGCGACCGACGAGCGGCACAGAGCGCUUCAGUUAACCGCCUCAGAGCGCAGCUAGAGCGGCCACCGACUCACGACAGCCCGCUGGUUUAACCCGCUUGACGCUUUUCCUGCCGGCCCGUGGCGAGUUAAAGCCCGUUAUCUUCGGCUUCGUCGCGCUCUCAGCACCGCUGUUUACUCUCCAGAGCUGACUUCGUGAACGAAAAAAUAAAAACCCAACGGAGCCAAGAUGAACCCCAGCGCCCCGAGCUACCCGAUGGCCUCGCUGUAUGUGGGGGAUCUGCACCAGGACGUGACUGAGGCCAUGCUUUACGAGAAGUUCAGCCCUGCCGGGCCCAUCCUGUCUAUUCGGGUUUGCAGGGACAUGAUGACCCGCCGAUCGCUCGGAUAUGCCUACGUGAACUUCCAGCAGCCCGCGGAUGCUGAGCGUGCUUUGGACACCAUGAAUUUCGACGUGAUCAAGGGCAGGCCUGUGCGGAUCAUGUGGUCCCAGAGAGACCCCUCUCUGAGGAAGAGCGGCGUCGGUAACAUCUUCAUCAAGAACCUGGAUAAGUCCAUUGACAACAAGGCUCUGUACGACACCUUCUCCGCCUUUGGGAACAUCCUGUCCUGCAAGGUGGUGUGUGAUGAGAAUGGCUCUAAGGGCUACGGCUUUGUGCACUUUGAGACCCACGAGGCUGCAGAGAGAGCCAUUGAGAAAAUGAACGGCAUGUUGCUGAAUGAUCGCAAAGUGUUUGUCGGCCGCUUCAAGUCUCGCAAGGAGCGUGAGGCCGAGAUGGGUGCCAGAGCGAAAGAGUUCACCAACGUUUACAUCAAGAACUUUGGAGAGGAUAUGGACGAUGACAAGCUGAAGGAGAUCUUCACCAAGUUUGGCCCCGCACUGAGCAUUCGCGUGAUGACUGAUGACGGCGGUAAAUCUAAAGGAUUCGGCUUUGUAAGCUUCGAGAGACAUGAGGAUGCUCAGAGGGCUGUGGAUGAGAUGAACGGAAAGGAGCUAAAUGGAAAGCAGGUUUAUGUGGGCCGAGCUCAGAAGAAAGCAGAGAGGCAGACGGAGCUCAAACGCAAAUUUGAGCAGAUGAAACAGGAUCGCAUGACCCGCUACCAGGGAGUAAACUUGUAUGUGAAGAACCUGGAUGAUGGUCUGGACGAUGAGCGACUGCGUAAGGAGUUCUCACCGUUUGGAACUAUUACCAGCGCUAAGGUGAUGAUGGAGGGCGGCCGUUCCAAAGGUUUUGGAUUUGUGUGCUUCUCUUCUCCGGAGGAGGCCACAAAGGCCGUGACUGAGAUGAAUGGUCGCAUCGUGGCCACCAAGCCGCUGUAUGUGGCGCUAGCUCAGCGCAAGGAGGAGCGUCAGGCCCACCUCACCAACCAGUACAUGCAGAGGAUGGCCAGCGUCCGUGCCGUGCCCAACCCCGUCCUCAACCCCUACCAGCCUGCCCCUCCAUCUGGAUACUUCAUGGCUGCCAUCCCCCAGGCUCAGAACCGGGCUGCAUACUACCCCAGCAAUCAGCUGGCUCAGCUACGCCCCAGCCCCCGCUGGGCUACACAGAGCGUCCGCCCCCAGCGUGAGUCCCUCACACGUACAUCACACUAUUUCCAGAACAUGCCGAACGCCAUCAGGCCCACUGCGCCCCGCCCACAGGCCUUCAGCACCGUCCGACCCACUGCCUCUCAGGUCCCCCGUGUGAUGGCCUCUCAGCGCAUGACCUCUCAGCCUCUUGGCCCACGGCCAACCAAUGCAGGAGCAGCUACAGGAACCGCUCCGGUCAGAGCAGUGCCACAGUACAAAUACGCCCCAGGAGUGCGCAACCCGCAGCAGCACCUGAGCACACAGCCACAGGUGCCCAUGCAGCAGCCUGCAGUGCACGUGCAGGGUCAGGAGCCUCUCACAGCCUCCAUGCUGGCUGCAGCUCCUCCACAGGAGCAGAAGCAGAUGCUCGGUGAGCGUCUGUUCCCCCUGAUCCAGAACAUGCACCCCACUUUGGCGGGAAAAAUCACCGGAAUGCUUCUGGAGAUCGACAAUUCAGAGUUACUCCACAUGCUGGAGUCUCCCGAGUCUCUGCGCUCAAAGGUGGAUGAGGCAGUCGCUGUGCUCCAGGCUCACCAGGCAAAGGAAGCCGCUCAGAAAUCUGUGAACAGCGCUGCCGUUCCUGCUGUUUAAGAACUAGGAUGCCCAGCAACCCAGCUUCAAGACGGAAAAAGGAAAAAAAAAUUAAACAUUGAAAAACAUAAAACUCAUAAAACAAUGAAAAAUAAAAAAUGUCUUUAAAAAUAUAAUCAAAAUACAAAAAUGUUGCCAGGUCUGUAGACACCAUGUCAAGGCCUUGAUUACAGUAAACAAAAACCAAAAAAAUAGAAAAAGAAGAAAAAUUGAUUUUGAAAUAAAGUUGAUAAUUCCUUUAUUUUUAAUUCCUUUUACUGUUUGAAUGCCCAGAUUGUCGGUUAUCUGCAGGUGAUGGCUGAGCAUUGGGAAAAGUGUAUUGGAUUGAAUUAAUAAAAAUUUAAACAUA